CCUAGACAGACCUGACCCCCAGCCACAGAGAACACCGUCUGCAGAGGGAGAAGACCAAACUACUGAGCUCUACCUCAGAGAUAUUCAGGAGAGACCAGAACUAAAGACUCAGGACUAGACCCAGACCCAGCACCCAACACCUAGGACCCAGGGCUCUUUAACUAGGCCCAGGACUCUGACCCAAACCCAACACCCAGACCCAGGACUAGACCCAGACAUCCAACCCCAGAACCAGGGAGAGACCAGGGUACUCUGACCCAUAAAGGAUCUAGGAGCGGGUUCUGUUACACAGGAACUCUCCAUACCCAGCCAUGCCUGCCCCUGGAGGAACAGAUCCUAAGGGGGAGGAUUUCUCCACUGCUAUCCUGAAGCAGAAACACAGACCCAAUAGACUGGUGGUGGAUGAAGCCCACAAUGAAGACAACAGCAUCGUCAGCCUCUCACAGGCGAAGACAGAGGAGCUGCAGUUGUUCCGUGGCGACACGGUGGUCCUGCGGGGGAGGAAGCGACGUGAGACGGUGUGUAUCGUGUUGACAGACGACACCUGUCCAGACGAACAUGUCCGCAUGAACCGCGUCACACGGAACAACCUGAGGGUACGCCUCGGUGAUGUCAUCAGUGUCCAUGCAUGCCCAGAUGUGAAGUACGGCGUGCGUAUCCAUGUCCUGCCGAUAGAUGACACCAUCGAAGGGUUAACGGGAAACCUGUUUGACGUCUUCCUGAAACCCUAUUUCUUGGAAGCCUAUCGGCCUGUACACAAAGGCGACAUCUUCCUGGUGCGAGGGGGCAUGCGGGCUGUGGAGUUCAAGGUGGUGGAGACAGACCCCACCCCCCACUGCAUCGUCGCCCCGGAUACCGUCAUCCACUGCGAGGGACAGCCAAUCAACAGAGAGGACGAGGAGGAGAGUCUGACUGACGUAGGCUAUGAUGACAUUGGAGGUUGUCGUAAACAGUUAGCUCAAAUCAAAGAAAUGGUGGAGCUUCCCCUCAGACAUCCUGGACUAUUCAAGGCUAUAGGAGUCAAGCCUCCCAGGGGUAUUCUGCUGUAUGGACCUCCAGGUACAGGGAAGACACUGGUCGCCCGGGCCGUUGCCAACGAGACUGGCGCAUUCUUCUUCCUCAUCAAUGGUCCUGAGAUCAUGAGUAAGAUGGCCGGGGAGUCAGAGAGCAACCUGAGGAAAGCCUUCGAGGAGGCAGAGAAAAACUCUCCCGCCAUUAUUUUCAUAGAUGAACUGGAUUCUAUCGCUCCUAAGAGAGAGAAGACCCAUGGGGAGGUGGAGAGGCGUAUCGUAUCACAGCUCCUCACCCUGAUGGAUGGACUGAAGCAGAGAACUCACGUUAUCGUCAUGGCAGCCACCAACAGACCCAACAGCAUCGACCCUGCCCUGAGACGCUUCGGCAGGUUUGACAGAGAGAUCGACAUCGGCAUCCCAGACUCCACUGGUAGACUGGAGAUACUGCAGAUUCACACCAAGAACAUGAAGCUAUCUGACGACGUGGACCUGGAGAGGGUUUCCAUGGAUGCGCAUGGCCAUGUGGGGUCAGAUCUGGCAGCUCUGUGUUCUGAGGCGGCUCUGCAGGCCAUCAGGAAGAAGAUGACCCUGAUUGACCUGGAGGACGACACCAUUGAUGCUGAACUGCUCAACUCACUGGCAGUUACCAACGAUGACUUCAGGUGGGCAUUGGGGCAGAGUAACCCGUCAGCUCUGAGGGAGACAGUAGUGGAGGUUCCUAAUGUUAACUGGGAGGAUAUAGGAGGACUGGGAGAGGUCAAGAGAGAACUGCAGGAACUAGUACAGUACCCGGUGGAGUACCCAGAUAAGUUCCUGAAGUUCGGUAUGACCCCGUCACGAGGAGUGUUAUUCUAUGGACCCCCAGGCUGUGGAAAGACCCUGCUAGCCAAGGCGAUUGCUAACGAGUGCCAGGCCAACUUCAUCUCCAUCAAGGGACCUGAGCUGCUCACCAUGUGGUUCGGCGAAUCAGAGGCUAAUGUCAGGGACGUCUUCGACAAGGCCAGACAGGCGGCCCCCUGUAUCCUGUUCUUUGACGAGCUGGACUCCAUUGCCAAGUCCAGAGGGGGCGGAGCCGGGGACGCAGGGGGCGCGGCCGACAGGGUCAUCAACCAGAUCCUCACGGAGAUGGACGGAAUGUCCAACAAGAAGAACGUCUUUAUUAUAGGAGCUACCAACAGGUAG
Oncorhynchus nerka (sockeye salmon) is the source of this 2195-nucleotide messenger RNA. RefSeq names its product transitional endoplasmic reticulum ATPase-like. Gene Ontology annotation, cellular component: cytosol; VCP-NPL4-UFD1 AAA ATPase complex; nucleus. The record is from RefSeq and is a predicted model, not a curated record. The coding region runs from base 312 to 2195 and encodes 627 amino acids. Gene Ontology annotation, molecular function: polyubiquitin modification-dependent protein binding; ATP binding; ATP hydrolysis activity. The transcript has 15 exons. NCBI's taxonomy places the organism in Eukaryota, Metazoa, Chordata, Actinopteri, Salmoniformes, Salmonidae. Gene Ontology annotation, biological process: mitotic spindle disassembly; autophagosome maturation; retrograde protein transport, ER to cytosol.